AUGGCAUCUCACUUUGCCACAAAAGCUCUUCCGCCUCCACCACUUCGCAUCGAAAAGAGGUCAACGUCUCCCUACGCUAAUCGGUCUAAUCAGCUGCACACCACGUCGGCAAACGCCCACACAAAGACAGCCAUGCCCAACGCGGAGUCUUCUCGGCAGGCCAUGAUGCCGACGCACAGUAGCGCUGCCAAUGGCGUCGCGCGCACCAACAGCGGCCGCUUCCGGAUUCGCGUUCCCUCGCUCACAAAGGCAGCAAAGCCAUCAGGAUCUCAGAGCGCAGAUCAGACGUCCUCGCACAACACUGCCUCAGAUCCUUCCACCUCGCAAGCACCCACAAAGGCCUGGCAACCGCGAUGGGCGCCCAAGCUUAAGCGCACCACUCCCUCCGACUCCGUCACCACCUAUUCUCCCAUCCUCAGCCCUCCCCUUCCACCACUGCCUUCAUCGGCCGCUUCGCCGCCCCCCGCCUUACAGCUUGAUGACGCGGGCUUCGGUCGACCCUUCAGCACAUCUGGCCUGCUUGACAUGAAUGCAUCACGCUUCUCAUUCCUCGACAUGAGCCUUCGAGACCACGACAGUGACUCGGACCACGAAGGCACGGCCAGCAACUCCCCCUACCCUCCGCAGGCCCCAACAAUACGAGAACCCCCAGCCAUGGGACAGUCACCGCUCGUCGGAUUUCCCUCCAGCGCCGGCAUCUCUGCUACAACUCGUUCGACAGCCUUGUCGAGUACCUCCGACCCCUCACCGGCCGAUGCUGGUCACGACUUGCUCCGCGUUCCACGCUUGGCCUCUCCCGUUUCUGCCGAGGGAUCGCGCACGACGCUGACAUCGCAGAUGUCGCUUCCCACAUCGUCCCCGGCGCUGGCUUCGCUCAUCAGCUCCUUCCCUUCACCAACCACUCGACAGCCGCCCUCCAUCAGCGAGUCGUUGGGGGCGCACCUGCCCCCCUCCAAGCUUCCGCACUCUGACGGGGUUCGGAGUCUGGGACCUACACUCAUGUCCAAACAGAACAGCUGGGACGGCGGCGAGCGCUGGGAUAUCGAGAGGCCUAAAGCUAGCGGAUUGACGGCCAGUCGCUCCUCGACCGAGCUGCCAUACCUGGACAUGGAGGACGAGGACACCGAGGUGCUUGCCGCUGCCCUGCCCAACCCGGGCGGACAUUUGCCACAGCCCGUAAUCGGCUCGACAACGGCAUCGCCGCCACGCAACCGCCAGACGCGAAACCCACCUCCCGGACCCGCACCAACCGCCGCCCUUCCCGCCUUGCCUGGCUUGCCGUCUGCACCAACGCACGACGAAGCUGCGCGAACCAUCUCCGCUACCCCUGGCGCAGUCACGGACCAGGACCAGGACGGCGAUCCCCAUUCACGCCGUGCCUCCCGACAGCUGCAGAGGCCGCUGAUCUUACCGACCUUGCGCUCCUCUUCCAGCUUCGAUCGGCUAUCCAGUAUGCAACAGGCCGCUAGCGGCUCAGCCGCAAUCCAGUCCUCCAUCGGACCUUCCCCGCCCAAGUUGGUCGUCGGCGCUGACCGCAAAGCUUUGACGCUCUCGCGCAAUGCGUCGACGGACGAGCUUGCGCGUUCUCUCGACAUCCCUCGUGACACGGUCAAGCAGAUGCUCGACACGACUCAGCACGUUUGGCGCAACCAUCUUCUCGGCUCUUCCGCCCUGAACAUGAAGAUUGAAGCCUCCUCUCCGCAGAGCCACGAUCAGCUCCCCAGAUCAAGCUCGAGCCCAAUGCUGUCGACGUUGUUUGCAUCUCACAGUGGGUCAGCCGGCGGCGUUGCUCGGGACGAUGGUUCCAGAGUGCCUAGAUCAUCGUCCGGAGGCAUCCCUUACAUUUCUUCUUCCAGACCAUCGUUCGAGCAACAGAGCCCGAGCUGGGCAGUCGUCGGGGAUGCUGCCGAUGGACAGCCCGCUAACUUGCUAGACGCGCGAGCAGAGCGGGCUAAGCAUCGCCGCACGUUUUUGGGUCGCAGCAGCGAAGACGGCCUUACGGCCAACUACAACUUUUCUCGGCCUAUCCGCCGCGAUGCGACCGGCUCGGACGAUGGCCUGGGGUCGAGUGUCAGUAUGCCAUCGCUUUCAGCUGCGAGGCAGGCUCCCAAACCACCUGUACUGCUGCAAAGCCCUCUGCUGCUGAAAGGCGAGUCGGAAGCUACCGGGUUUGCCCAAUUCGCUGUUGACGACGAGGAGGAGAUCUUGGCGGACUCGGCUUCGGAAGCCCAUCAACUCUCCUCCGCUGGCCAUGCUCUGCCCACGGAGCAACGUCGUCAAGCCGCUUCGGUGCUCACGUCGAGAUCCGGUCCUUUCGCUCUGCAAAAGCCGGUGCCUGCGCUACCGGGACAGCCUAACCCGACCUCGCCAAGGCUGGUGCGCCGUAAUUCUGAUACAGUGCUCAACCGCUUCGCCCCCGAGUUCGGCAAGAGAGCCCCAGGUGAGCUUCAUGCAUGGAGCGUCUGCAUCGACGACGACGGCAUUCCUGCCAUCCGACCUUCUGCCUCUGCAUUCCACCGCCCGCAAUGUGCCCUCGCUGGCAAAACCAACGCCACGUGGCAGUGCGGAUGCCGAGCCAACGGUGGCGCUGACCUUGCAGCGACACCAUCGUCACAGCUCACGAGAUUCCCCACUCCGGCCCUGACGGCGCCCGGCCAGUCCUCGCCAGGCCGCAAUCGGUCGCUGAGCGCGAGCAGCGUGAUGGACCCGGCGCGACAGGCGCAGCUGUGGAGCCAGGUGGAGAGGAACAAGGAGCUGAUUCGCAAGCACGAGCAGGAGAUCGCAGGUCUGCAGGAACAGGUGGUGAGGAUCUCGACCGAGAUCGCCUCUGCGCGCCCCUCUUUCUCGUCGACCCUCAGAACGCCGGAGCUGGCAUCUGCGCCCAUGAUGUCGUCCCAGACGUCGAAGCCGGUCGCAAACCUUGUGGCCCGAAAGCCGUUGCCUUCGAUCAUGUCGUCCGAGGCAGACAGGUCCGGGCCUCCUGUGCCGUCCAAGGCAGAAGCAGCCGAACCAUUCCCAUCGAUGAGCGCGGCAGCCAUACCUGGCUCAGCUGUCGCACCCUGCGAGGGCGUUGCAAGCACACGAACGCUCCGGGGUCGAAUAGCGUCCUUGUCGAGAAUCAACCUCGCCGGGCGCGACGAGGAGACGCGCGAGUCGCAAUCGCUAGACCUGGGCCAUUCACGUUUGCGCUCUUCGUCGUCGACAUCGAGCCUGAACAAGGUGUUCCGAUUUCCGUGGUCGCGCUCCUCGGAGAGAGAGACGGUCUUCCCGCAACCGACGCCAUUCCCUAUGGGCGGACGCCACGCGCAGUCUGGCUCUGUCUCGUCGUCGCGCGACAAGGCGCUGCCGAACGUGCACAUGCACUCGGCGGAUGUGCAUCGUCCGCUUCCCGCACCGCCUGUUUCGGAGAUGCCGCCAUCCAAGCGAUAUCCUCCGAGCUCGCGCAAGUACUCGUACGACAUGCUGCACGGCCCAGCGUUCCAUUCGAGCGUCGGGUCGCGGCACCUGCGCGGCCGUUCGGGCAGCUCGAAAUCGUCGUCUUUUGGCACGGGCAACAGCAUCUUUUCUUCGGCAGAAAGCAACGACACCCACGAGCCUUCGCGCUUCGCCAAUUUCCCGAGAUUCGGCCGACGAUGGGACUCGAUCUCGUCGCGCGGCACCACCCCUUCGGCUCGAAACAGUGCGGAUGUGACCAACCUGGUGGGCGCCACGCACGCAUCGACGCCGGCGCUCUCUUCGUUCGGCGCUAAACCGGCAGCGGCCGUACCGAACGAUGUCGAGCUGCCACCGCGACGAAGCUCGUUGCGAAAGUCGGUCGAGGCGGCUCCGGCUCGCUCGCCCAUCCCGAUCGAGUUCCUGCAGGCCAACGAUGCCGGCAUGGCGCCCAUCUCGGAACAGAGCGAGAUGGGCAGUCCAGCGUCGACGCGCCUGGACACGAUCGCUGCCGACGUAGAGAUGAGCCCGGCGAGCCUGGCGGGCAUGUCGCCCGCUGGUCCGGCGAGGAUGAGCAUGAGCGAGCGCUACCGCCUGCAAGGCUUGACCGUGCCUGCGCCGUUACCGCUCUCUUCGUCGCACGCCUCGUCGCUGGCAUCGCCAGCGCUCACAUCGGCCAACGAGCCCGACUCGGCCACCAAGGUCGCCGGGUGGAUUUCGAAUUGGACCGAGCGCCAGGCAGGCAGCCCCAUCCCAAGACUCGCGUCGCCCUCUCCCUCUGCCUGCCCGUUCCCCGCGCCCCUUUUUUCGUGCAUUUUGCGCUCGUUCCAACAAGAAACGGGCAGCGAGGGCGCGCGCUGCAGCGACCGUGCCUCCGCGCUGGACUGCACCGCACCGGCCGCUUUCGCCCACAGCACCGCUCGCAGCCUCGCAAAAAGACGCGCCUCCGCUUUCCACACUCAGCCAGCCAAUCCAGCGCUCACUCCAUCUCCGAAUCACUUCGUCGCUUUUGCCUCCACCUCCUAUCCACCAUCGUCCAUCGUCGUUGUGGCACACACCUACUCGCUGGCUCGGCAUCCCGUCGCUCACGUCCAGGUCGUUCCGCUUCCUUUGGCACGCAUCUCCUGCAUCGCCCCCAUCCCGCACGUCCAACUGCAUCCUCGCAGACGCAACCGGUCCGUCCAUUCAACGUCGCCGCUCGCAUACGACCUUCCGCUGCCAGCCGUCGCUGUUUCAUCCUCGACCGCACCCGCACGCUUUAGCCAGCCUGGCAUCGAUCAGUCGAUCCCGCUCAGCACCGCUGCUGAUCCGCACUUGCCUCGUAUCGGAACUGCCGACACACCUCCAAAGCGCACACGCGGCCCGCAUCUGGCUCGAAUAAUCCUACGUGGCACUCCACCGGCACGCUACAAGCGCGGGCGUCGCACGUAUCGAGCCAUGGGUAACGUUUGCAGUUGUUGCGGCUGCGGCUCCUCCAGGAACGCCAACUACGAGCCGCUCCUGCUCGACAAUGAGCGAGAUGCCGUCGCCGAUCUGCUGCAGUACCUUGAAAACCGCUCCGAGACCAACUUCUUCACCGGCGACCCGCUGCGAGCAUUAUCCACGCUCUCGUUCAGCGACAAUGUGGACCUGCAGCGCAGCGCUGCGCUCGCCUUUGCCGAGAUCACGGAAAAGGAGGUGCGCGAGGUCGGGCGCGACACGCUCGAGCCCAUCAUGUUCCUCCUGCAGAGUCACGACGUCGAGGUGCAGCGCGCCGCCAGUGCUGCGCUCGGCAACCUCGCCGUCAAUGCCGAGAACAAGCUGCUUAUCGUCAAGCUCGGCGGCCUCGAGCCCUUGAUCCGACAGAUGCUCAGCCCCAACGUCGAAGUGCAGUGCAACGCCGUCGGCUGCAUCACUAACCUCGCCACCCACGACGACAACAAGACCAAGAUCGCCAAGUCGGGCGCAUUGGUCCCGCUCACGCGCCUGGCUCGAUCCAAGGACAUGCGUGUGCAGCGCAACGCCACGGGUGCGCUGCUCAACAUGACACACAGCGACGAGAACCGCCAGCAGCUCGUCAACGCUGGCGCCAUCCCCGUGCUCGUCGGCCUUCUCGGCAGCUCGGACACGGACGUGCAGUACUACUGCACCACUGCGCUCAGCAACAUUGCCGUCGACGCGGCUAACCGCAAGAAGCUCGCCCAGACCGAGCCCCGACUCGUGCAGAACCUGAUCGGCCUCAUGGAGAGCUCGUCGCUCAAGGUGCAGUGCCAGUCGGCGCUCGCGCUGCGUAACCUCGCGUCGGACGAAAAGUACCAGAUCGAGAUCGUGCGUUCCAACGGCUUGCCGCCUCUGCUGCGACUGCUGCGCUCGUCGUUCCUGCCGCUCAUCCUGUCGGCGGCGGCGUGCGUGCGCAACGUCUCCAUCCACCCGGCCAACGAGUCGCCCAUCAUCGAUGCCGGCUUCCUGCACCCUCUCAUCGACCUGCUCAGCCACGAGGACAACGAAGAGAUCCAGUGCCACGCCAUCAGCACGCUGCGCAACCUCGCCGCGUCGAGCGAGCGCAACAAGACGGCGAUCGUCGAGGCGGGCGCGGUGGAGCGCAUCAAGGAGCUCGUGCUCAACGUGCCGCUGAGCGUGCAGAGCGAGAUGACGGCGUGUGCGGCCGUGCUGGCGCUCUCCGAGGACCUCAAGCCGCAGCUGCUCGAGAUGGGCAUCUGCGAGGUGCUCAUCCCGCUCACCGCGUCGCCCUCGGUCGAGGUGCAGGGCAACUCGGCGGCGGCGCUGGGCAACCUCUCGUCGAAAUCCGACGACUAUGCGCCGUUCAACGCGGUGUGGAACCAGCCCGAGGGCGGCCUGCACGGCUACCUGGUGCGCUUCCUCGAGUCGCACGACUCCACCUUCCAGCACAUCGCUGUGUGGACGAUCGUGCAGCUGCUCGAGUCGGGCGAUGCGCAGCUCGAGGACAACAUCCGCAGCUCCGAGCAGCUGCUGCCGCUCAUCCAGCACCUCGCCUCGCUCUCGGCCGACCAGAGCGCCGAGGACGAGAGGACCGACGGCUCGGACGACGGCACGAGUGCCGAGGGCGAGAUCUCGUCGCUUGCCAGGCGCAUCCAGGAGAUGAUCCUCGAGCCGCAGCAGUGA
This is a messenger RNA of Moesziomyces aphidis, 6555 nucleotides long. NCBI's taxonomy places the organism in Eukaryota, Fungi, Basidiomycota, Ustilaginomycetes, Ustilaginales, Ustilaginaceae. The record is from the annotation of a GenBank genome assembly.